AACUUCCGCGCAUCUACGAGGGCCGGGACUGCCGCUACCUUUCUGGAAGGCGCCGGCUGGCCAGUCACCGGCUGAAUCCCGCCGGAGGCGGCUCCCAGUCUCCGGCUGCGGGGCAGGGACCCGGGUGCCCCGCCCCCGCCCCCAGCCCGCCCCCAGCCCGCCCCCAGCCCGCCCUCCGUAUCUGGCCCCUGGGCAGCCGUCCGGGGAGGCGGCCAGCGAGUUGGGGCCGCGCGAUGUCACACGGAGCCGGGCUCGUCCGCACCACGUGCAGCAGCGGCAGCGCGCUCGGACCCGGGGCCGGCGCGGCCCAGCCCAGCGCGAGCCCCUUGGAGGGGCUGCUGGACCCCAGCUAUCCCCGGACCCACGCGGCCCUGCUGAAAGUGGCGCAGAUGGUCACCCUGCUGAUUGCCUUCAUCUGCGUGCUGCGGAGCGCCUCGUGGACCAACUACAGCGCCUACAGCUACUUUGAAGUGGUCACCAUUUGCGACUUGAUAAUGAUCCUCGCCUUUUACCUGGUCCACCUGUUCCGCUUCUACCGCGUGCUCACCUGUAUCAGCUGGCCCUUGUCGGAACUUCUGCACUAUUUAAUCGGUACCCUGCUCCUCCUCAUCGCCUCCAUCGUGGCAGCUUCCAAGAGUUACAAUCAGAGCGGACUGGUAGCCGGAGCGAUCUUUGGUUUCAUGGCCACCUUCCUCUGCAUGGCAAGCAUAUGGCUGUCCUACAAGAUCUCAUGUGUAACCCAGUCCACAGAUGCAGCUGUCUGAUGAGGGCACAACCCCUGGGCCCCUCAGGAGCUUUGCAAAGAGGACGUGUACUCCAGGCGAGGCCUGUGGACCUGUGUUCCCGUGCCAAAGUCCUGUCAGGCUGGUGGGAACCAGGAAAGGCCUGCCCCCUCUUCCUGCUGUCCCCGGAAGCCAGCUCCCAGAGCUCCUGAGCCAGCCGGAAACUCUUCCUCCAGCCUUCCGGGGAGACUAUUCCUCCCCUUCUGGAAAAGGAAAGCAGCCUCCAGGGAAAUCUGUUUUCUGCCUUCCUGCUUCUAGAACCACCUCAGGUACUGAUGAACCCCACUUAGCACAGCUGGAGGGGUUUGUGAAUACUCCUGCCUAAAUCCCUUCUACUUCACUCCUCAGGGGGGAGUGAAGCGCCUUAAGAAACAAAGUCCCCUCCUAAUUUAUCUAGCUUGUCAGUCCAGUCUUAGAGAUACCCUCUUUCCUGAAGCGAGGCGUGCCUGUAGAAACACUAUGUGGUUAGCCUGUCCCUAAGGAGAUCUCGCGUCUCCUCUCCGUCUCUGCCUUUGUUACCAUUGUACACGUUUAUGCGUUUUUUAAUAAAAUAUUGACUCGGCCAGUUGCA
Molecule: messenger RNA, 1353 nt
Organism: Chlorocebus sabaeus (green monkey)
Lineage: Eukaryota; Metazoa; Chordata; Mammalia; Primates; Cercopithecidae
Gene: CMTM7
Product: CKLF like MARVEL transmembrane domain containing 7
Cellular component (GO): membrane
Source: RefSeq, a predicted model, not a curated record